AUGGAUAACGGUACAAUUUUAUCGGACAAACUCUCCAAGUGGAACAGUGACCUAGCCAGAGGACUGACUCCCAACAAUGUCAUCCUUUCUCUGUACAUCGUUAUAGGCGUGCUAGGAAACUCAACAGUGAUUCUGAUCUACGGCUUCAAGAUUAAAGGAAACAAAGAAGAUAGAUAUUUCAUCCCUUUUCUUGCAUUUGCGGACCUAUCAGCUUCCAUCGUUUGUGGCUCAUUCGGAAUUGCUUUAAAUAUGAUGCAGGCACAGUUCAACAACAAUAGUUUGUGUAAAGCCUGGUGGUUUUUCGCGUCCUACACAACAUUUUGUUCAAUCUUUUUACUCUUGAUUAUUGCCAUUCAUCGAUAUUUAAAGAUUUGCAGACCGCAAAGAAAACAAAUGACAUUGAAAUGGAAACGUUUUGCUAUGUGCCUGGUUUUGAUUAUAGCAUUUGCUCUCUCGGCUCCAAUGACUUAUUUCUAUGGUUCAGUCUCUUUUAAAAACGAAAAAGAAAACAUCGUUGGACUUAGAUGUAGUAGAUUGAAAACCACCCAUAAAUUAGCAUCGCAGAUAUUUGGAGGCAUCGCUGUACUCACUAUUAUUAUAGUUAUAUUUUCCUUCAUUUGUUUAUACUUGAGGAUAGGAUAUACCAUUAUCAAACACUUUAAGUACAGCAAGAAACAGAAAACUUACAACAACACAGAGAAACCAAGAAUGAACAACAAAAGGAAAGGUCCACAUUCAUGUAGUAAUGGACGCCUGAGAAACAUGGUCACUGAAGUAAAAUCCUUGAGAAGCAACGAAGAAGUACUUGCAGCAAGCAGAACUGGAGAUGCAAAACAAAGCGUGUUCGUGACAUGUGCAAAGCGAAGAAAGCAGAACAGGAGAGUUGUGCACAAAAUUACUCUUGUUUUUAUGCUAAUAACUGUUAUCUUUCUAAUUUGUUAUAUUCCGAAAGUAAUAAUCAUGUUGUUAGAAGCGAGAAGUGCUAGAUUCUGGGAGGAGUUUUCGGAUUCAGGUAGAGCUGGUGUUCUUUUCCUGUACAGAUUUUUCAUAAUCAACAACAUCAUAAAUCCAGUUAUUUAUGCGUUCAUGGACAAAAAGUUCUCGAGAAAAGUAAAAUUGUUAUGCAAAAUAUGUUCGUAAUAACCCUAACCCUAAACUACCCUUAGAAGUGCAAGUGCCACUGAUGUUUAACUAUGCAAUGAAUUACGUCAUUGUUUUUACUUAAUCAAAAUGUUUAUGACAAAUAUGUUUCACGUUUGUUAAUUUUGACAAUUAUCUUGGUUAGUUUAUUCUGAACUUAAUACAUGUAUUAUGUUGAGUUUUUUUUCUAUUUUUUAAUAGGAAAUUUAUUCCAGAGGUAAAUCUUAAUAAUCUUAAAUUAAUUGAUAGUUUGAAAACUGAGUUCUUGUAUCUGGUUGAGGUAUCUCUCUUUAUUUUAAAGUAUAUCGAAGAGCACAAAAUUGUUCAAAA
Messenger RNA from Magallana angulata, 1470 nucleotides. Its product is annotated as cholecystokinin receptor type A-like. Gene Ontology annotation, biological process: neuropeptide signaling pathway. Lineage: Eukaryota; Metazoa; Mollusca; Bivalvia; Ostreida; Ostreidae. Bases 1 to 1140 code for a protein of 379 amino acids. The record is from RefSeq and is a predicted model, not a curated record. Gene Ontology annotation, molecular function: neuropeptide receptor activity. The transcript has a single exon. Gene Ontology annotation, cellular component: membrane.